This is a messenger RNA of Chaetomium globosum CBS 148.51, 444 nucleotides long. RefSeq lists its product as uncharacterized. The record is from RefSeq and is a predicted model, not a curated record. The transcript has 3 exons. The coding region runs from base 1 to 444 and encodes 147 amino acids. Lineage: Eukaryota; Fungi; Ascomycota; Sordariomycetes; Sordariales; Chaetomiaceae.
AUGGGUACGAAAUUGCAGCGAUGCCGGCUGAACAACCUCAAGGUGGUUGGGUCCGUCGAAUGGCCAAGGAUGCUGAACGGCAAGAGGCAUCGGAAUCGGAGUGCCACAGCGAGUCUGGGUUGCAGCAGAACUCAUGAUAUUGGGAACCCAGUGACGGAUGAUGUGUUUAGGGAGGGGCCCCAAGUGUCGCAGCGCCGGUACCCCAUAAUUAGCUACCCCUACGGGGAUUUUAUCCCGGCUUCCCUAUGGGAAUGCCGUACCCAGGUCCGUUUCCGCCUGGCAAAGCAGCACCUCCCGGAGCUGUUGGUGGCUUGCCCGGGAUCUUCCCAGAAGUUUACCUCAACACGCACCAACCAGCGCACAUGUUCCCCGGGUUCCCGCCUGGGACAGCAGCAGCAGCAUCAACGGCAGUACCGAAGGCACCACCCCCCGCCACAAAGUUGA